AUGGGAUGUUCAGAAUCUACGCAUUAUAAGUCUUCUCUAUAAAUGAGCCGAGACUCUACUCUAGACACGUGUAGAACAUCUCCAAAUAAAACUAAACCAAAGGAAGAUUUCCUAGAUUCAUACAACUUUGAGGAUUUUGAUACAUCUGAAUUAAACAUUGAUCAAUCAUGUUUUCAUUUCUAUGAUAUUAUUCUCCAAAGAGUUGUUACAGUCCCAAAAUUGAAGUCAAUAAGUAUGUCAACCAUUAUUUCAAGAAGAAGAGAUUAAAUUUGA
This is a messenger RNA of Paramecium tetraurelia, 273 nucleotides long. RefSeq lists its product as uncharacterized. The transcript has a single exon. The record is from RefSeq and is a predicted model, not a curated record. NCBI's taxonomy places the organism in Eukaryota, Ciliophora, Oligohymenophorea, Peniculida, Parameciidae.